GAGAGCGGGGGGCGCUCCGAGCGGGGCCGCCUCGGGGUCGCCUCCCGGGCAGCACGGUGACGCCCCGGGACAUGGGGCUGUAGAGGCGAGAGGGCGCGGGCCGGGCCGGGGCAGGAGAAGCGCGAAAAAUCAGCGGGGCGCGGGCGGGGGUUGGAAUCGCAGAGCCCUGGGAAGCGAGGGUGGACGGGCCCGUCUAGUCCAACCCCUGCUCAGAGCAGUGCCAGCCCCGACUAGAUCAUCCCAGCCAGAGCUUUGUCUACCCGGGUCUUAAACAUCUCCAAGGAUGGAGCCUACCACCUCCCUGGGUAGCCUGCCCCAGGGUCUUACUCCUCUCCCAGCGAGAGCAGUUUGCUGGUGCUCUCUUACACAAAGACCCUUUUGCCGGGAGACCAGGGAAACUGGUGGCUUCAGCAGGGCCCGUUUGUCUUGUUCAGAGGGCUUUGCAGACUUCCAGGGAGCCCUUGGGAGGCAAGAUGGAUUGAAGGGCUUGGGGUGGGGGCAGCAGGGGACCCUGAAAGGAAACUAUUUCCUCUGCAUGAAGUGUCCCAGGUUUCACCUCUGCACUAUUCCUCAUGUCUUGAAGGUCUUGCAUUGGAAAGCUUGUCUGAUGCUUUCCCAUCUAUGUGGGCGGGCCAGUAAAAGAGGUCGCCCUGAGAAACCCAUGCCUCUUGCCUCAUUAGUGGGAUUUGAAAGAGAAGGUUGUGAUGCAGCUGUGGCAUUCGAUAGGGCAUCUCUGUUGAAAUGGGUGGCUUUCCGGUGCUUUUCUUAGACCUGAGUUUGGGAGAUGAGAGUUGCCACAUUGGAUCAGACCUGAGAUCCAUGUAGUCCAGGAUCCUGUCUCUGACACUUGGCAGGAGCAGAUGCAUGAGGCUAGGGGGAGGACAAGGAUAACACAGGAGGGAGAUGGGGAUAAUCUCUGUCUUGCUUCACUUGAGGUGUCACCAUGACCUCAGCAUGAGAGCAUGUAUUUGUUAAUGUGUUAACUGUUAGAGCUCUGAAUAAUCUUACUGACUAUAGAAAUAUCCAGUCGCUUCUUGAAUUCUGAAUUUACAUCAGGAUCUCCAGGUUCGCCCAUGAGGCUGAGCUAAGAAGGGGCUCUGUGAAGGCAACCUGGGAUGGGGGAACUGGAUGGCAGGAAGGUGCAGCACCUCUUCAGGGCCGUUGCAUGUCUCAGUUUCCUCUGAAGUUCAGCAGAACCCCUUGUGGGCAGGCAGCCUGGGUAGCCCAUGCUAGAGCCUGGGGAGGAGGAAACUGAGCUCUGCUCUCCUGCUUUUGUCCUGGUGCUGUGCUGUUGGGAAUGUUUACUAUGGGCGUGGUGUGGGGUUUUCAUGAAAACAGUGAAGACCUGACAAAGGAAUUGCAUUGGACUCAGCAGUUACCAUGACAUCGGAGAACCAAAAGGUUGCAGCAAGCUACAGCAUAUUCAUAUUGUGUUACUGGGCUCACUGCUGACCUGGAAGAGGGGGGUUGGCUUGUGACUCUCUGAAGCAUGUCUUGUUGCAGAGCGAUACCUGGGCUGGUGCUGUCAGAGAAGGUGUUUAGAGCCCUCAAGCUUAAUGGGGGUGGUUGGUCAGGAGUUGUUCUGGCAGAGUCUGUGAGGACUGGUUUCAAUGCACAUCACAAGGUGUGUCUGUCUGGGCCUGGGCUCAGGCUUUGGUGACAUUACAGCUGAUGUGUUGAUUGGAAGGGUGGUGCUGCCACUGAAGCUAAUUAAAGCUUUUAUAUGCAUGUUCAUAAAAAAAAAAUGGUGUCCCUUGAGCCCACAGCAAAAAGGUAGGGACCUUCUUUUAUGUGUAAAACAAAAUAAAUGUGUGUAGGUGAAACAUAACUUGGAGGAGUUGUGUACAUGUGUGAAGACAAAGAAAUAAAGCGAGGACCUCAGAAUGGUGACCUGUGUUAGGUCUUUUGAUUGCUGGCUAGUAGGAGCAUAGUUGGGGAAGGAUGGAGAAAGGGCUUCUGUGGUUUUGUUGCUCAUCUUCCAGCAUCUUUAAAUGUGAGUCAAGGGUUCACAGAUCUGGAUGGGCAUUUUAUUUUGUGGAGUUUUACUUAUAGGUAUGCGAUACUCAUGGGAGGUGAAUGAGAAGGGGAAAGCAGGGACAGCUGAGAAACUGGUGGAGAAGUAACAGGGCAGGUGGCUAUUCAUGCCAGACAACAACAAAACAGCUCCCUCAAGGGGGAGGCACUGUUCUGAGGGACCCUGUCCUUGGUUCUGGCUGCUUCAGGCUUUAGGCGGGAUUGAAUCCGUUGCCCUCCAGGGCCCUGCACCUAUGGCUUCUCAGUCAUGCCAAGCCUAAAGAAUCAGGCACAAAAGGGAAACUGCCAGCAUGUCAGGAGCAGUGAAUGGCUGGGGAGUUCAACCAGCACUUGUACAGGGCAUGCUGACCCUCUUCUACUGCAGGUCUGCAAGGACCCUAGAGCAGGGGUUGGCAACAUUUUUUCGGGCACAGUGCCAAAAGCACCCACAACGUUGACUUGUAGGGUGUUGGCAUGCCAAGUGUAUGCCAACACCCUACAAUGGAUGGCAGUGUAGCCCUGGCCCCUUCCCUGCUGUCUGCCCCAAGGUGCGCAUGCCAAGCAAAAUGCCAUUGUGUGCCACAAGGGCACCUGUGCUGGGGGUUGCCUGCCCUAGAGCUUUUUGCCCUGGGCCAUAAUGGUGCCACUUGUACAGAAUCUCCUUGAUGCUGGUCACGAACCCAGUGACUUGGGUCUGUGCCCACAUGAGGUGUUCCUGGAACCAAGUUCUGGUUCUGUCCAUGGUGAGGGCUGAGGGACCCCAGCAUGUUUCUGUGCUGUGCUUGGUAGACUUAAAACUUCCUCCCUAAGCUCUUCAGGACCCUGGUUUGCAAGUUAAUGGUGAACAGGAAGGCGAGUCAGACAUGGAGGAUUCAAUUCAAAGGCCUGUUGCUGGGCAGAGGGGAUGGCAGCAUUUAGGACUAGCUCCCUCCAUCCUCAGGAGAUGGUGUGAGUUGAGGAUCCUCAGCAUUUAGAGCUUGCUUGGAACCAGCUGCUGACAGUUGUGUACAGUGUCCCAGGUUUAUCAGUCUUCACAUCAGAACUUCAAACUAUACUGCAGCUGGGGAUACUUUAAACAGACUGAGUCACAGCAAAUGCUGGCUGAGGUUGCCAUAGAAAUUGAUUCUGUUGUUGCUAGGAGCGUGGAGCUGGUUGUCAUUUGGCAGUGGCUGCUGCAUGGUUCCAGCGUUAACUCAUGAGCCAGAGGAGCACCAGGUCUCGCUCCCUGUCGCCACCGAGACCAGGGGGAGGUCAGGCAACUCCUCCUGUUCUUGGAAGGGGACAGGAAAUAGUUUUGCUCUGGUCUCUGACAGGCUGCAGCUCCAUCAGACCCUGCAUAUUUUCUGGUCUGCUGUGAAGAUCCUCUGCCCAUAUAUGUCUUGCUUGCUCUGAUGGUGGGAAUCUGACUUGCCAUGCAGUAGCUCCCAGCCAUCUGGGAGCCAAGGGAGAGUUGGACUGUCUCAGUCUGCUGAGGAGGAGACGGGGGAGUGUCAGAGCCUUUAACCCUUGAUGCUUCAGAGCAUGGGGACAAACCCUCAGAGCAUCAACUGAUGCUCGCCUAUCCUCCCUGCCCAGCCCCCACCUUUUUCAUCCCCUACUUUUGGUGUGAUCAUGAGCAUGUGGACCAGACCCUAGAAUCAGCUGGCUCACCCUGAUUGCUGUCAGCCUUGUUACCCAUGUCCUAGUCAUUGGUUGUUGUUAUCUUUGGUCUGUCAGAGAGCCCCAUGGGUCCUUCCCCCCCCUUGAGGGAAUUCCCCCCACAGUGUAGAGUAACCUCAGUUUCCUCUGUUGGUUGUCAGGCAAGCGCGUGCACCCUGCUGCUGUUUUGUACCCCCUACAAUCCUCUCCUGAGUACUUACAAACAAGAGGCUGCACCUAGAUCCUUAUCUGUCGCUGGAGGGCUGAAUAUGAGUUCUUCUCAGCAGCACCUCCUUAAAAAAGGAGAGUUUAAGGAGUGCUGCAGCCUCCCACCUUAUUUGUUGACUUGCGUCAUUGUUAGCCCUGGCUUCUUAGGUUGUGGACACAUGUAACAGUUGAAUUAUUCCAAAAUGUUACCAACUGGAAACAGGUUCACAGUUAUGUGAAGUGCUUUGGCUCUGACACUGGGGGAGGCGGAAGUGAACACCCAGUUCAGCAUGCUUUGUGGUGGGUGAGUUGGGGGAAGGGGUGCUUGCCACAUGGUUUAGAGGUUCCAGGGGGUGGCUGACCUGUGGCUGGGGGCAUUUUCACUUUUCUGCUUUGUCUUCUCUCCUAAGCAUGAGAUCAGUAAACUUCAAUAGCCUGCACAUGACUGAAGUCUGUAGCGUUUGCCUGAUGGCAGGGGAGGGGCAUGUUUGAACCCACACUUCUUGUUUCCCAGGGGGCAGAAGAACUUUAUGAAGGGCUGUGGCUGAGGUAGGGAGUGAGGAUGCAGCUGGCUGUCAGAAAAUAGCUUUUAUUGAAAAAGCAAAGCAAGGAAGCUGACUGGUUUACACUACAAACAAAAGUGGGGGAGGGACAGUAGAGUUCUGGCUAUACACCAGAGUAGGUGUGGGGGUGGGGGUGCGAUGUGUGUCCAUGCCCUUAUACUUCUCUUUGGGAAGCAGCCUUUAGCAUCUGAGUUCCCAUCCCCCUUGUGCUGCUAACAUUAGCCCUUCUCAACAGUCCAGAUCUGCUCUUUGGCUGCAGCCACUGAGUCCAUUGGCCCCAUGGUAAUCAUCAGGUGAUCAGUGGAGCAUUUAAGUCUCCCCUAAGCAAUGGUGCCUUCCUGGGCUCAGUUUGGGGGGUUGCACCCACAUCCUGCCCCAGGUGGGAGCUGCAGCAGCAAUGAAUUCUCAGACAUGCCAGGUGCCGUGCUGUGCUUGGGUCCCUCCCUGCCUGCUGCCCUAUUUGUGGUGGGGAGAGAGGUCUUCCUGUGUGUGGUGCUAGACAGAACAGGAGGAGGGAGGAAGAUGCCGGUCUGUCUCUACAUUUUAGUCCAGCUAGUGAAACCUCACUGGAGAAGCUUCUAGCAGCUCCCAUCUGGAUUCUGAUUUCACAGCACUGAAGUGCACUUGUGGGUUGCUCUGAGAGCUGUGCCCUGCCCUUCCUCCCUGCCAGAGCAGGGGGCAUGAUUCUCUGGAAAGCUUCCAGAUCUAUGCCCUGCUGUGCAAGCAGCUGGGCCUCCUACCAGCUCCACUGGGGGGAGGAAGGUUAAUGGCUGGUACAGGGAGUGUCAGGCAGGGGCUGGCGUAUCCUGUCCCCUUCCCUUGCAUCUUGGUAUCACUCCACUUCAGUCCAAGUGCUAUAGAAGAAGAGUCAAGGCAGGGGCUCCGUGAAAAGGUGUCUUUGCAGUCUUCUCUUAGGCUGUUCAAGCAAGCAGCUGAAGGUUGGGGGCCAUGGCCACAGACCCACUCUCAGAGCUGCAGGAGGACCAGACGCUGGAGGACACCAACCAGUCCCUCAGUCAGCUCAAGCUGGCCUCCAUAGACGAUAGGACCUGGCCAGCUGAUGAAGUGCCUGUUUUUCCCAGGUCAGAGGACUCCGGAGGUUCGCCUGAGUCCGUCACUCACCUGAAGUGGGAUGAUCCGUACUAUGACAUUGCGAGGCACCACAUUGUGGAAGUAGCAGGUGAUGACAAUUUUGGAAGGAAGGUCAUUGUGGUCAGUGCCUGCCGGAUGCCUCCCAGCCAUCAGCUUGAUCACACCAAACUGCUGGGGUACCUGAAAUUCACACUGGACCAGUAUGUGGAGAGCGAUUACACGCUGGUGUAUCUGCAUCAUGGGCUGACUAGUGAGAACAAGCCAUCCCUGAGCUGGCUGCGGGAUGCCUACCGGGAAUUUGACCGCAAAUACAAGAAGAACAUCAAAGCGCUAUACAUUGUGCACCCAACUAUGUUCAUCAAGACGCUGCUGAUUCUCUUCAAGCCCUUGAUCAGCUUUAAGUUUGGGCGGAAAAUUUUCUAUGUGAACUUCCUGAGUGAGCUGGAGGAGUAUGUGAAAGUGGAGCAGCUGGGAAUCCCAAGCCAGGUGCUAAAGUAUGACGAAUACCUGAAAUCACAACAGAAACCUUCUCAAGUGCCCCAGAAACCAACUCCUCCACGCCCACCCCUGCCGAACCAGCAGUUUGGAGUCUCCCUCCAGCACCUGCGGGAGAAGAGCCCUGAUCAGGACCCUGUCCCACGGGUGGUCAGGGAGACCAUUGCCCAUCUUCAGGAGCAUGCUUUGGUCACAGAAGGGGUUUUCCGGAGAUCAGCAAAUACGCAGGUUGUCAGAGAGGUCCAACAAAAAUACAACAUGGGGAUGCCAGUACAUUUCGAACAGUAUGAGGCUGUUCACCUCCCUGCUGUGAUCCUCAAGACCUUCCUGCGGGAGCUGCCAGAGCCUCUCCUCACUUUCAACCUCUACAGCCACGUUGUCAACUUCCAGAAUGUGGAAGAGAUAAACCGUGUAGACACUGUUCGCAAAAUCCUUCAGACACUGCCUGAAGAGAACUACCAAGUACUCCAUUUGCUGACGGCCUUCCUGGUGCAGGUGUCUGAUAACAGUGAUGUGAACAAGAUGACAAACACCAACCUGGCAGUGGUUUUUGGCCCAAAUCUCCUGUGGGACAAGGAUGUGGCCAUCACCCUCAAAGCCAUCAAUCCCAUCAACACCUUCACCAAGUUUCUGCUGGACCACCAAAGGGAGCUCUUCCCGGACGUGGAGGCCUGAGCCUGGGCCAGCCCACGCUAGCACACUGUGCCCACCUUCCCGCCUCCUUUCCUACCUUGUUGCGGAGCUGUGACCAAGAGUCUUCAGUACAGAGGGGCCAUUGGAGCUCCAGGUGAUGAGUGGAGCGAGAGCUGUGGAGACGGUGGAGUGAGUGUGUGAGUGAGCAAGCAAAUGACUGGCUGCCCAAGGUGGAGUUGGGGAGCCGGUCUCCCUGUUCCUGUGUGUUGGAGUCCUGUCCUACAACCCAAUCCUGCACAGCUCCUCCAGGGCUCAUCACUGGCCAUGCUGCCCUGUAAGAUGCCUUUCUUUCCUUCCUUCUUCUUGUGUGUUGUUCUGCUCUCCUGGGUCUCCCAGCAGAUCCUCUUCUGUGCAGCCCACCAAAAUCCUGGUUCAUUCUUCCUCCUUACAUCAGGGCCAGGCUGGGUUUUCCUGGAGGUUUUCCUGGAGUUUCCUCGGGCAGGUCUCUUGCUGUCAGCCCUUCCUCUCAGGAUUGGAGUUUGUGUUGUCUUUCCUCAUCUGUGCCUGCAGCAGGUAAUUGGGAACAGGCAGUCCUUGUGCUGUAGGUGUGGUGAGAACAGCACCCCUUGCCACAGGAUAAGUGCCACCUUAUGCUCUGGGUGCGCAGCAGGCCAGUGAAGGAGAAUCUGACUCUUGGGGUAUCUGGACUGUGGGUAAUUCUUUCUGAUCAGGUGAGCAUUGGAAUCAUGUGGGGACAAGUGCCCUGGUGGUGUUAGCUCCCCAAACUGCCAAAUCCCACAGUGGACACUGCCUUUUCCCUAUAGCUGCAGCACAGGGAUGCUUAUUCCUACUGACCCACCCACACUUACACACCUGCACGUUAGUUGUGGACUGGCCAGCAAGGGACCUAGGCCUUUAGCUGUGGCUGUGUUUUCUCUUCAGUAUGAGGGAGCUUCUUUCAGCACGCAUGUAAUUAAGAGCAUGGCCUGGAGGGAAGGGCCUGGGCACUGAUGCCAAACCUUAUCCCAGCAUGUGAGAAGCCUGGAUUUACAGAAACCUUCCCAGAUGCUGAGCUCUCCCAUGUGUCAUAACUGUGAGAGGAAGCCUGUGCCAUGCAGGGGGCCUAGCCCCCUCUCCUCAGUGGCCUGGACUCUUGGUUUUCUGCAUUCCCUAUACCCUUGGCACUGAUGGAGGGACUGGGCUCUGCUGGAUAGGUUCAGGAGCAGAGUAGGCCAGAUUCCCUCCUGAGGCAGCUACACUGCAGUCAUUGCCCCCAGUGCUGGCUUCUUGUAUGCUAACCUAAGAGGGAGCUAAAGCUCCCUCUCCUUGGCCUGCAGGAGAUGGGCUGCCACCUUGAUGGAAUGAAGCUCACCAGCUUCCAGCCUCCAUCUCUGGGCUAAUGCCCCGCUCCUUCUGUGCCAGCACUAGUCCCAACCGCACUAGGCCACUGGGCAAAUACUUGGACCACAUAAGAGCUCUUUUUAUAAGCAUGUUUUGGAUACUAAAUGGAAGCUUUUUAACAGGAUUUGAAUCUGCCCUUGAAACCAUCCCAGGGCUGGUUUCAAAAAAGGUGAGACACUGCUGAUGAGCAUCAACAGCAGAAACAGGGGGCUUCUCUGCUAGGCCCUGAGGGCAGGGAACCAGCCAAGGCAGGAACACCACCCAGACGCUCUGAGCUAGCUCUGACUAUCCUGUCUUAUGGGUGGCAUGUGGGGUAACCCCAAAAAGGGUGGGAUCAGCGAGCUGAGAAUUCUUAUGCAACACCAGAGAAUAGACCCUGCAUCAAUUGGUUCAGUCCUGUCCCUGUGCAGGGCACUGGCGAGUGUCCUAGGGGACUGCAGGACCCAUGCUAAGGUGGGGCCCAGGCCUGGAGAUGGACCUGGCUCUUGUAAGGAUUGUAUUCUUCCUCUUUGGCUGGGCCCUUAGUGCCUUUUACUGUGAAUAACUGCCUGGAGUUGAAAAAUGAGCUUUGGUGAGUCACCGGGAGCUCCUAGUAGACCCGUCUUCCACCAAAUCCAAGGUGGAAGGUAGUCUUACCAUAUAGUGAGCUCUUGGGAGUGCUGGAGGGACACUCUUCACUGCCACUGAGGUCAGGGUAGGCACGUGGGAGAGGUACAGCUCUACACUUAUCUGAUCAGCAGCCUGGAAUCCAGUUAGGCCUGUCUUGGUGGAAAUCUUGGGAGAAGGGGAGUGCCUGUGAAACCCAGGGUGCAGCUGCUCUUUCCCUUUUCUCAUGGGAGAUUCCAUGAGACUGCAUCCAUUUCAGAAUGAAGCAAGGCUGGGUUCUGGCAUCCUCCAAGCCAGCUAAAUUGAAUGUCUGAGCCAGCUAGUCUUCUUGGGAACAAACAAAUGUUAAGUCCAGUAGCUUGGAACAGGAAGUGUCUGUAUGCUGGGGCACAAGGCCAUGGCUGCAGGCUGUGCCCCUGCUCCCUGGGGAGGGCAGUGACUUCUAGCCUCUGGGCAGAACUGGUCACACUGACCCUUGGCUUUCAAUGCUAGGAAGCAUAGGCUGUAUUUGGGCCAGGUGUUUUGUUGGCCUCAUAGAAACUUACUUUUAAAACUGAUUUCAUGGGAUUUUCUGGAGAAUCAUGGAACCUAUCCCCACCCCCGCUUGGGAAUAAAGCCUAACUUGGGGUCAGAGCCCUGUGUGGGGAAAGGAGCAGCUUGGAGGAAGUUCAGGUGACUGGUACUGCUCAUGGUGGGAAAGUGCUUGCGAAGCCCUGGAAGAGUCUCAAUGUAAAUAUCCUCCUUCCUUUGCCCCACCCCUUGCUGGAGCUGCCAAGAGGCCUGGAGCAGGCCUGGCAGUGAUGGCUGCUUUUGCUUCUGCGAUAUAUUUGCCUGGAUGCCUUUCAUAACAGCAUUACUUUUGUGGCUUGUGUGUGGAGCUGUGACUGGGACCUGACCAUAGCCUUCAGCACUCUGUAGUGGGUGGAAGGAGGAUAACUGAGUCUGUCUGCCAACCAGCUCUAUCCUGUGAUUCCCCUCAUAGUCGUCACAGCCUCCUGACGUGGAUGCUCUAUGCCAGGCUAGAGCAGGAAGCCGGGCAGUAGUACAGGCAGCUAGAAUGGUCAGAGGACCAGCGCUGUUUGAAUUUUGUUUGAAGGGGUUGGUUGCUGGUGGGGCUGGAAUUACUGUUAGUCUCCUUCACUGUGUCAGCCUAGUGGGUACAGCUGCCCAGCUCCCUUCCCUAGCUUGGCUUUCAAAUUAGCUGUUAGCCAUAGUGCCCUUGUGGGGGUGGAACAUUUUGACUCCCCUCUGCACCCUGCUGUGGGCACUCAAACCGUACCCCUGCCUGUCCAUUUUAGUGGCGUCUAAGUGGCUCCUGAGCACCUGCUUCUUCAUGGGCACCCAUCUGUCCUGGAACUGGAACCUUUGGAUGAUGCAGGUGUUGGUACAGCCUGGUGGAAGCCUCAUGGCAAUGUCUUAUUUGACUCCUCAGAGUCCUCUGAGGGCCAAAUUGGCCCGUUUGCUUUUUCAGGGGUAGGGGCCCCCGUGCAUAACUUGGAGCUUUGCUUUUCCUCGCUGGUGUUCCCUGCCUUCUCCUCUCUGUUGAUGUUCAUCAGGUGCAGGGGCUGAGGUUUUUACUGUGACUAAUUCACAUCCAUGUUUAUUUUCUUCUUGUUGGCACCAAUCUUGUAUUUCACAGUUUGCACUUUUUGUAUUUCAAUAAAAAUCAAAACCUGA
Alligator sinensis (Chinese alligator) is the source of this 10325-nucleotide messenger RNA. RefSeq names its product Rho GTPase activating protein 1 (gene ARHGAP1). The record is from RefSeq and is a predicted model, not a curated record. Gene Ontology annotation, cellular component: cytoplasm. Gene Ontology annotation, biological process: negative regulation of endocytic recycling; small GTPase-mediated signal transduction. NCBI's taxonomy places the organism in Eukaryota, Metazoa, Chordata, Crocodylia, Alligatoridae. Gene Ontology annotation, molecular function: GTPase activator activity. Bases 5370 to 6683 code for a protein of 437 amino acids. The transcript has 13 exons.